AUGCAGCCAUCCAAGACAGACCGAGGUGGUGGUGUUCCCGCUGCCUCCAAUCCACCUCCAGCCUCUACAGACGACACCGACCUCGCCUCAGCCGCCAACCUCCGCAAGCUUGUUCUCAACUACCUCUUGCAUCACUGCUACACUGACACCGCCGUAGCUUUCGCCAAAGAUGGAAUUAUCGGUGACCUCUAUGGUGCCGAGUUUACCAACCUACCUGGCUCCUCCGAUGCUGCUGGAGCGACAUCCAACACUGCUCGUGCUGCAUCCUCUUCUUCAGCCUCAGCUUCGAAUUCAACGGCCAACGCAUCUGUAAGCUCGAGCACAGACUCGCCUCUUCGUGGCAGCAACGGUGCUGCUGGUCGGCAAGCACAUCCUCUCUCAGCACCUCCGCUCUCGCGCGAUGACUCGAGUAUGGAGAUCGAAGUUGAGAAUCUCCUUCCUACGUCUUCUGAGCAUCUUGAUACCUCUGCCUCCACAGCAAAUGAGUACAGCAAUGGGUACUCGAACGGUGCUUCGGCUCGCCGCAAUGGCCAAGGUCCACGCAUAAGGUCAGCUGCACAAGCACAGCAAGCUGAAGAGCACGAUGAGGAGGAUCUUGAGGAUGCUGAACUCGCAUCUGAGGAGGAUGAGAUGCAAGACGAGCUGGAUGUCGAUAUCAGUCCCUACCUCACAGCUGAAGAUCUGAGGGCGGUAAGGGCGCGCAAGCAGAUCAAAGAUCACAUUAUCUCGGGCAACAUACGCCAGGCGAUAGAUAUGAUCAAUGAGCAUUUCCCUACCGUCCUCAACAGUGGUGCUUCGACUAGUGGCAGUGGGGCCAAAGCAGCACGGACGAAGACGGCUGUCACUUCCAGUGGCGCAAAUGCGGGCUUCGACAAGGUUUUGCCAGCAAAUCCGACAAGUAUGGAUGCAGACCAUCUUUUGCUCAACCUCCAAAUUCAAGUUUUCAUCGAAGCUAUCAGAUCAGCGUCCUCUUCUCAGCUGGCUUGUAAUUCCUCUUGCACUGCCCAACUCGGUGUGUCGGUUGGAAGCUUACCCUCACUAGCGAGUACAACACCGGGCAUUGCAGCAGCAGCUAUCUCCCGAGCUGCCUCUCCUGCUCCCUCAACAUCCUCAUCCAGUGGCUCAGCUACCUCAGCAACGGGUACGAAUGCAGCUCUCAACCCCGCACUCCAUUCCGCACUCGCCUAUGCACAGGGGUUGUAUGCUUCAGCGCAAAGACUGCCGAGCUUUUGGAGAGCGAUGUAUCUCAAAGAGCUAGAACAAGUUACUGCGUUAUUGGCGUAUACAGAUGUAGAGCAUAGUCCGGUUAGGAGGUUCUUGCAUAGGUCGAGGAAAGUUGCUUUGGCGGAACAGGUGAAUAGUGCAAUUCUGUUGAGGAGUGGCAAACCUAGUCAGCCGUUGGUGGAGGUAGCGGUUAGACAGACGACGUUUUUGUGGAAUCAGUUGGUGGGGGAGGAGGUGCAGGUGGGGUUGGGACAUCCCGUUUGGGGGUUGGUUAGUGGGAGUUCAUACCGAGAGGAGGGUGGUGGAGCAGGGGUUGGUGGGAACGGGGGGAAGAAGGGAGCGAAUGGGAAAAAGUUGCCGAGUUGGAAGUUUAGGAGUUUCUUGCAAGAGAGGUGA
This is a messenger RNA of Ustilago hordei, 1620 nucleotides long. RefSeq lists its product as uncharacterized. Gene Ontology annotation, biological process: proteasome-mediated ubiquitin-dependent protein catabolic process. Bases 1 to 1620 code for a protein of 539 amino acids. Gene Ontology annotation, molecular function: protein binding. The transcript has a single exon. Gene Ontology annotation, cellular component: nucleus; cytoplasm. NCBI's taxonomy places the organism in Eukaryota, Fungi, Basidiomycota, Ustilaginomycetes, Ustilaginales, Ustilaginaceae. The record is from RefSeq and is a predicted model, not a curated record.